Psilocybe cubensis is the source of this 1002-nucleotide messenger RNA. RefSeq lists its product as uncharacterized. The coding region runs from base 1 to 1002 and encodes 333 amino acids. The record is from RefSeq and is a predicted model, not a curated record. Gene Ontology annotation, molecular function: protein binding. The transcript has a single exon. Lineage: Eukaryota; Fungi; Basidiomycota; Agaricomycetes; Agaricales; Agrocybaceae.
AUGCCCGAAGUGCCGAUAGAACAGAUCUGUUCGAUAUCCAAUUCUUUCCAGGCCACUCGCAAGGAACCUCUAGUUCUCGUUCCCUGUUUGGUCGCCCACGAGCCCCAGCUCAUUGAACCACUGGAAAUAGAAAGCACCUCGCAUGCCCCUAUUACGCUUCAGUCUCUACCCAUGGAGAUUCUCCUGCAUAUUUUUUCGUUUUUUGAACUCAAGCCCUAUAUAAUUUCCCAUGGCGUCUGUAAAGACUGGCAGCGUCUCCUACCAUUGAUCGAACUUCAUCCCAUUCGUGGUCGCAUGCUAAAGCUUUACCGAAAGAUUAUAUCCACACCCAAUUUCGAAAAGACGCGUCCUUGGACGCUGGAUAACAUGCAACCGUUUGAUAGGCAGACUUAUAUUGAUGGACUCCUCACACAGUACCCCGUCAUUCCUGCAGAAUUCCGAAUGUGGAUUCUCGAAUGGCCUAACUGCUUAGCCAUUGCGUGCACAUGGCCCUCCCUUCCUGUUCUUCGUUAUAGAUGGCAUGCCAAUCAACGAAGACCCGGCGUCAAUUGGUUGGGAUACGUUCCUACCAACCCUCACCUGUCUGCAGUAGUUUAUAGAAGUGGCACCCCGGAUGUGAAGGUUAUUCCUGCUCUCUUAAUAUGGAGAGAAAACUCCAUCACUGAUUGGCUGAUAUUUGACCAAGACGAACCCGACCUUUUUGGUAGGAUAUAUGCCACCGAUUUCAUGGAACGCGAAAGCUCAGCAGUGAUACCAUAUCCUGGGCAAGAUCCAUGGUAUACCAAUGAGCCGUAUCCAGAUUGGAUUGCCUACAUGGAGUAUCUUUGGGAAUGUACUGUCAGCGCAUUGGAAAUAAACCCAACAUACGAGCUUCCUGACCGACCACCAAUUCUACCAGUCGUGGUUUGCUACAAUAUGGCAUGGGAUACCACACUUCCUACCUUUCCAUGGGCUCAACGUGAUGAUGUCUUGAGACUAGCACGCGGUUGGCAAGGUCAUUAA